AUGCUUUCCGCUUACCAACUCAUUCGUAGCCCAGCAGACCAUGGAAAGUUUGUCUCGUUGCAUCUUUGUGAAGCUCCAGGAGCAUUUGUCUCAGCAACACAUCAUUAUAUUCAAAGCAAACUCACAGGGACCCGAUGGGAUUGGGUCGCUUCUUCUCUUAAUCCUCACUUCGAAGGGAACGGCACGAAAGACAUGAUCACCGAGGACAUCUUGAUCAACGAGACGGGACAUCACUGGUACUUCGGCCCUGACAACAGCGGCGACGUGCGGCUUCGUGAGAAUAUUGAAGGGAUAUGGGAGAUGCUGAGUCGCAGAGGCACGGUAAUGCUGGUGACUGCUGAUGGCUGCAGUGGCGACACGUUAGAACUCGAGGAGCAUCAGGACAUUGACCACCAGCUGCAGUUCUGUGAAGCUGUGACAGCGAUGGGAUCGUUAAGCGAGGGAGGACACUUUGUCCUCAAGAUGUCAAACCUCUGCGAUCACGCGAGCGUCUGUCUGGUUUAUCUUCUCUCCUCCUUCUUCAAGCAGACGUCUAUCUGCAAGCCAACCAUGAGCGACUCGAGCGGCUGCGAGACUUACCUGGUG
This is a messenger RNA of Guillardia theta CCMP2712, 585 nucleotides long. RefSeq lists its product as hypothetical. The annotation marks the transcript as partial. Gene Ontology annotation, molecular function: methyltransferase cap1 activity. NCBI's taxonomy places the organism in Eukaryota, Cryptophyceae, Pyrenomonadales, Geminigeraceae. Gene Ontology annotation, biological process: 7-methylguanosine mRNA capping. The transcript has 2 exons. Gene Ontology annotation, cellular component: cytoplasm; nucleus. The record is from RefSeq and is a predicted model, not a curated record.